Molecule: messenger RNA, 5104 nt
Organism: Lethenteron reissneri (Far Eastern brook lamprey)
Lineage: Eukaryota; Metazoa; Chordata; Hyperoartia; Petromyzontiformes; Petromyzontidae
Product: mucin-19-like
Source: RefSeq, a predicted model, not a curated record
GUACUGCGUCGUGACGUCACUCGGGCGGCCUGCCCCGAGGAGCUGCAGGCGGAGGAGACCGUGAGGCUGGCCAAUGGAGCCAGAGCUCAUCACUUCGAUGACUUCACAGCGGGGGAUGCCCCUCUCCUCACAGCAGGGGGGGCCCCUUCAAGACCUGGAGGCCGAAUCCCCGGCACCACCCCCUUACCUUGCCCCGCCCCCUUACCCAGACCCGGCCGACAUGAUUGGUCUAGCCGGGUGUGACAUCCCUCCACAAGGUCCGCCUCUGUACCUGGCUUCGUGUAAUAUCACACACAUGGCCCCGCCCCCGUGUGAUGUCACGUUCCUGGCACCUCCCCCGGCACCACCCCUGCACAUGGAGGAGCAGGAGGCUCCAUUGGAUCUUUCAAUGAGCUCCCAGGACAGGGUGACAGAUGAGGCCCUGGAUCUUUCCAGACGGACGUGCAGAUCAUCAACACAUAGGGCCCCUAGUGUGUGGACCAUGCCGGCAGCUCCGGAUCUCGGCUCCAAACCCAUGUCGCUCUCGGUUCCGGACCCCGGCUCUUUGCCGGUGCCGAUUGUGGGGGGCGGCCCCCUCGAGGGUUUCCUGUCGCGCUUGUGCUGCCAGCACCAGCGGCUGCUGCUGGGCCUCCUCCGCUACGCCACCAACUCCCGCGCCGCCAUCGCCGCUGCCGGCGGCGGUCCCGCCGUCGUUCGACAAACGAUCGGCACCGCCGAGGAGCCGGGACCGGCGCCCGGCAGUUCGAGGGAGCCGACCGCCGACCUGGUGAUGACGCCGGCGCUCGGCUGGGGCCCCUCCGGCCUCGCCGGCCUGGCCGGCGGCCCCACGUGCGACGGCGGCGUCGCCGCGCGGCUCUGCGAGGAGGACUCCGGCGGCCGGGCCACGGCGCCGUUCGGCGUGAACGGAGGCGGCGCCGCGCCCAUCCACUUCCAAACACCGGGGCAGCCACCGUGGCUGCCGGUGCAGGCGGUGCAGCCGCUGCGAGCGCGGCAAGCGGAUGCGGGGGGUGCCAGCGAGGCCGGGGCUCGGCCCGUCGACCCGCCGCCGGCGCCUUCCUCUUUCCCGGGCGGCGUCGGCGAGGCGGAAGAGGGGGAGGGGGCGGCCGGUGUCGUCGAGGGGCCGGCGGCGACCACGGAGGAGGAUGGCGCGGAGGGAUCGACGGCGCCCGGCAAGCGCUCGCCGAAGAAGCGUAAGAAGAAGAGCCGGCGGAGGACGGCGGCGGUGACGGUGGCCGGGGAGGGGACGGAGGCGCGGGCGGGCGGGCUGGGCCGCGGCGCCGGCACCGGCACUGCCCGCAAAUCGUUGGCCCCGGGUUGCGCCCGCACCACCUCCUCGAUGCCGCACCUCCUCCUCCAGCAGCAGCAGCAGCGGCAGCAGCGGCACCGGCGCCGCCACCGCCACCAUCACCGGCGCUGCGGCUACGAGCGGCCGAGCUCGAGCGAGGCGGCGCAGUGCGACGUGGUGUACGUGAGCCGCCCCGUCGACCCCCACGGCGACGGUGCCGGCGAAUCCGCGGAAAACGCGGCGGGCUCCGGGAACGACGGCGCCGACGGCGACGACGGUGCCGCCGCGGCGGCUCUCGCGGACGCCGGCGUCUCCGUGGCUGCGCCGGCGCCCGCGCCGGUACCGGCGCCGCCGCUGUCGCCGGUGCGGUGCUACGGAAAGCGCUCGGCUCGCAAGAGCACGCGGGGCCACGUGAGCGGCGCCGGCGGCACGUGGGAGGUGCACACGGUGCGAGUGGCGCGGGCGGCGCUCAUCGGCGUCCCUGACGUCGGGCGCCGGCGCGCGCUCUCCGACAAUAAUAGUCGCUCGCUCCCCAACAACGCCGGUGCCGGAACGGGGACCGGCGGUCACCACCGCCGGCGCACGCCGCCGGCGUCGUGCCGCGACGCCGACGGCGCUCUCUUCCCCGCUGCUGGCGAGCGCCAUCAGGCGCCGUCGGAGAACGAGCCGGGGGGCGGCGGGGGUGGGGAGAUCUCGAAGACGGCGGUGCCACCGGUGCCGGGGGGACCCUCGGAGGACGAUGUGGUGAGAGUGGAGGACGGCGCCCGCGUCGCUCGGCCCCCACCGCGGGCGGAGCGAGGGGCGCGAGCGAGGAUGAGGAGCUGGCGUGGCCUCCGUGCCGGUGCUGGCGCCGCCACCAAUGCCAGGAAGACGGCACGAGGCUCUGGUCUCGUCGGCGCUAGCGCCGAGAUCGCGGCGUCCCCCUCGGCUCGAGCUCCGCCCGCCUCCUCGUGCCAGAUGGUGCCGCCCGAACGGUUAGCCGCCGCCGCUGUUGUUGCCGGUCCAUCGAUGCCGGCCGCCGAGCUUACGGCGACCGACGGUGAUGGCAUCUCCCCGUCGUUCCUCGACCGCGCGGCUCCACCGACACCACCACCACCGGCGGCGGCGGCCCUGGCGCCAACGGCCGAGUCCGGCGAGCCUUCCCAUUUGCCCAGCACAGACUCGCUCGCCGACGCCAACCGCUCUCCCGUCCCACCGGCAUCUCCGGCGGUGAAGGAGGAGUCGGCGCCGCUGGUUAGAGCUGGGACAGAAGUGAAGAGGGAGGAGGAGGAGAGGAGGAGGAGGGGAGGAGACGCGGCACCACCGCCCACGCCGGAGGCAGCGCCAUCUUCUUCCCUGGGAGCCGGCGCUGGGAGGGGGCCGCGGGGAGACGCCGCCUGGCGGCCCCCUGCGAUGGUGCCGAAGCUGCCGCGGCCGCCGUCGCCGCCGUCGUCGUGGUUGGAGGAGGAUGAAGCGAACGCGGCGGCUGGCGCCGUAGCCUUCACCAGGGCGUCCGUUGGGGGCAACGGCGCCGAAGCGGCGGCGCUCCGCGCGCGGGGUCGCAGGCGGCGCCGGGAACCGGCGUCGCCGCACGACAAGAGGAAGAAAUGCCGGCGCAACGAACUUCAGCUGCUGUCCAUGGCCGACACGCGCAACGGGCGCGUGUGGCGCGAUUUCCUCGACUCGGUGGAGACGGUGGCAGCCGUGCCGGCGCCACGUCCCGACGCGGACAUCGUCAGGGCGGCGCGGGGGCGACGGCACGACUCCGGGGAAGCCGGUGGGGGGGUUGGGGAAACCGUGGCGGCGAAGAGGAGUGUGGGGGGACCCCCCUCUCCCCCGGCAUCGCCGGUGCCAAACGACGACUCGGACGAAGACGCGGGCACCCGCGGUGACUUUAGCUCCGAUGAGGAGGAGGAGGAGUUUGAGGAUGAUUACGACGAGUUGGGCGACUACGAUGAGGACGAUGAGGAAGAGGAUGUGGAGGCACUGCUCGCCCGCUGGAUUCCCGCCGAUUGCGCACGGCGCCUGCGAGCGCUCACGGAGCGCUACCACAACAUGGCGGCCGGGUGGGUCACGGCGCCGGCCCAUCCGCCGUCCGCCAGUCGAACCCACGGCUCCGGCGCAGAAGCCGAGCGCGAGCCGAGCACCGCCACCCCGCCGAGCCACGCCACCGGCGCGUGCACGCGCGGGGAUGGCGACACGGGGGCAGCGGCGAGCGGUGCGGUGGACGGAGCGGCGAGCGGCCUGCCGUGCGUGAACGGCGCGUGUGAAGCGAGCGGUGCUGGGGCGAGCGUGGGGAGCGAGUGCGGCGCGAUCGUCGACGGCGCGUGCGGCGCGAUCGUCGACGGCGCGUGCGGCGCGAUCGUCGACGGCGCGUGCGGCGCGAUCGUCGACGGCGCGUGCGGCGCGAUCGUCGACGGCGCGUGCGGCGCGAUCGUCGACGGCGCGUGCGGCGCGAUCGUCGACGGCGCGUGCGGCGCGAUCGUCGACGGCGCGUGCGGCGCGAUCGUCGACGGCGCGUGCGGCGCGAUCGUCGACGGCGCGUGCGGCGCGAUCGUCGACGGCGCGUGCGGCGCGAUCGUCGACGGCGCGUGCGGCGCGAUCGUCGACGGCGCGUGCGACGACGACGCCGACGACGACGACCCCGCGUGCGGCGCGAGCGACUCGGGGGGCACGAGCGCGGCGAGCAGCGCCGGUAGCUCGUGCGGCGUAGACGGCGUAGUUUGGUCAACUCGUGGCCCCGGCGCCGUGCGUCUCCUCUUCAGCCGGCCGCUUCGCGUGUCGGAUGUCCGCCGUUGGUUCCUGGAGCCGACCACGACGACGACCGCCGCCGGCGGCGGCAGUUCUGGCAGCACCGGCAGCUCCGCGAGGCCGAGCGGGACCGGCGCCGAGACCGCGACCGCCCGGCCGGACCGGGGAGCGAAAGGGGGCUCGGCGCGCCGCCACCGGGGCCCACGGGGAUCGGCGCGGGCCCCGCGCAGGCCUCGACGGGACGAGGGGCCGGGGAGUCCCCGGCGUCGCCCGGCCGGCGCCCGCGUCGGCGCCGACGACCGCGUUGGGAAACACCUCAAGAAGUUCGCCGACAACGAGCCCACGUGCCGGGCGGGGGCGGCGGCUGUGCCGGCGGUGCGAGGAGGAACCGGCAGCGACGGUGGCGGCGACGUCGCCGCUAACCGUGGAGGCGACAUCCCCACCGUGGGGCCCACCGAGAUGAGAAGAACGCGUCGGGCGCCGGCAAAUGCCGGGGUCGUCGUCGUCACCGGCAUCCGUGAAGGACUGCGCGGUGCCGAGACGGCGGCGCCUAAGCGCCGGGAGAUGCCAGCAAAGGCCGUGGAGACGGCUGUGCCUGCGGCAGCGAGGGGCGGCAUUGGCGGCGUCAUUGGUGGCAGCAUCCGCGUUGACGACGAUCGGCAAACCGUGCAAUCGGCGGGGCCCGCGAUGGCCACGAGACACGCCGGGAGGAAUGCUUCGCCAGGCGGCGAGAGGAUGGCUCGCGCGAGGGCCCACGGCGCCGUCGAGGAGGCGGACACGGUCCGGCGAGGGGCGCCGGGGGCGGGGCUGGUGCGGCGCUGCGGGAAGCCGGGCGGAGACCGCGGGGUGGGCGGGGGGGGCGGCGUUGGCGACGGCGGCACCAAAACGCAGCGAGGGGACACCGCCAAAACUGCGCGGGAUGCCGAGAAGGCCACGAGGCAUGCUGGUGGAAGGCAGCAUGGCUGGGAGAUUGUGGAACCCUCAGGGGAGUGCGAGGCAUCGCCGCGCAGGCUCACGCGCAAGAGGAAGGCCGAGGAGGAGAUGCUGGCAGCCCACGCUGGCCGUGCCGUCCUCCGCAGGGGGCGGUGA